Owenia fusiformis is the source of this 1023-nucleotide messenger RNA. NCBI's taxonomy places the organism in Eukaryota, Metazoa, Annelida, Polychaeta, Sabellida, Oweniidae. The record is from the annotation of a GenBank genome assembly.
CAAUGUGGUUCACUUGUAAACUAUUACAGGCUAUCUCAAGUAUCAGCUGACAAGCCAGUUAUUUAAAGGUGGUAUAUGCUACAGGCUUACUGUUAAGUAAGGUGAUAUACCCAAUACAACAACUCGAAUACUAUCUGUGUAUAUUUGUGCACAUAGAUUCGUAGGCUGUACACCACUUAAAUUGGACUUUAACCUCAUGACGUUCAACACACAAACAAACGCCUGAGAUUACAAAAUAAUAGAUAAAAAUGGAUCGUGGGGGCGAUGACGAUAUGAGGUCGGAGCUGAGGGACUACCAGAUGCAGGCCAACGCUGUCACUGACCAAUCACUGGACAGCACACGGCGCAUGCUCCAAAUGUCCGAGGAAAGCCAGGAUGUAGGUGUGAAAACAUUGGUUAUGUUAGAUGAACAGGGGGAACAACUCAAUCGUAUAGAAGAUGGUGUUGAAAAGAUUAACGCUGACGUAAAAGUUGCGGAAGCAAAUCUCCGUCAAAUGGAGAAGUGUUGCGGCUUAUGUCUAUGUCCACCGUGGAAAAGAAUUCCAAGUAAAGACUCUGAAUUCAACAGUUGGCAGCCUAAUAAGGACGGGGAGCCGAAUACAAAAGGUCCUCAGGCCAGGAUGGAAGAUAAACGAGGGCAGUACGAUAGUGGCCCGGGUGGAGGGUACAUUACUCGUGUAACUAACGAUGCUCGGGAGGAUGAAAUGGAAGAGAACUUGCAACAGGUUGGGGGGAUUGUAGGCAACCUAAAAAUGAUGGCUAUGGAUAUGGGCAAUACAAUUGAUAGUCAAAACAAGCAAUUGGACAGAACCACACACAAAGCAAAUGUCGCUGAUGACAGAGUUAAAGGUGCCAAUCAAAGAGCGAUGAAGUUGAUAAAAUAAAACAGCGCUCAAAAAUAAAUCAUAUUAUUAUGGUAUCAUGAAAUUUGAAGAUUCGCCACGAAUAUUGGCUAUAAACAAAGAUAUACUCCAUUUGUGUUGGCCCGUGAUAUUCGAUAUUAUUUAUAGGAGAAAAACAUUC